Molecule: messenger RNA, 1829 nt
Organism: Drosophila kikkawai
Lineage: Eukaryota; Metazoa; Arthropoda; Insecta; Diptera; Drosophilidae
Product: secreted protein C
Source: RefSeq, a predicted model, not a curated record
CGAAACGAGGCGCGUCGCUUAGCUAUUUUUCCAUAAAAAAAAAAAAAUACGAACAACUAACGAGGAUAUUCUUUACAUAUUUCUUUGCUCAUUUUUUUUUUACGUGUACUUUCUGACUGUGCUUGUGUGUGUGUGUGCCAGAUCUGUGUGGAGCAUGAGAUUUUUUGGAGUACCGUUAGCCCUGGCUCUGCUGAGCCUUGGCUUGGCCUCAGAAGUUGCUUCUUCUGGCUCUUCUGCUGCUGCUUCUCCCUCUGCUGCUCCCGCUUCUUCUUCUCCACCCGCUGCCUCCUCUUCACCUUCUUCUUCCUCUGGCAAACCCAAGAGAGAUGCAGGAUUGAGCUUCUCUAGCUACCAUGGACCCUCCCACAAGUACUUGCCACCCGCCUAUGAAGGUCACCAGCUGAGCUACCAUGGAGGAGGAGGCGGUGGCUAUCACAGCUAUACCACGGACUUUGGACACUUGGAGAGCGAAAGCGGAAAUGGUGGCCAUCAUUAUGGUCAUCAUGGCUACGGCUAUGGCUUGGCUUCCCCAGCUGGUCAUGGCAGGCCCCAUCACCACCAGCACUAUGUCCCAAGUCCCAAGAUCGAGACAUACAUAGUGCAGACGACGAGCAGUGGUUCUGGCUCCGGACAUGGCUACCAUGGUCAUAGCGGAAGUCACAUCGGAAGUCACAGUCUAAGUCAUGGCCCAAGUCACGGCCUGAGUCACAGCUAUAGUCAUGGAUCUUCGCAUGGCUUGGGCUACAAGUAUCCAGCUCCAGCGAGCAGUGCUGGUGGACCAGGCUCAUCCGCCUAUCUGAAUCUCCUGGGCGGCGGCGGCGGCGGCGGCCACAAGACCAGCACUUAUUUGGUGGCCUCGCCCGAGUUCUCUGGCGGAUCCCUGCACAGGCCCAGCCACGGUUACAGCUCCCAUGGACCCGCCCCCACUCACGGCUACAGUCACGGCUUUGGACACGGCUAUGGACAUCAUCCGAUCAGCACUAGCAGCAGUCAUGGACCUGCCAGUCAUGUGGAUCAUGGCUUGGAGCAUGCCCUAGAGCAUGGACUGAGUCAGGCCUUGGGACUGGGACUGGGACACUCCUCAGGCGGCGGAGGAGGUGCAGGAGGAGGCCAUGGUGGCCCAGUGUUUGCCCAGCAUCCGCUGCCCCAGCCGGCAGAGGAGCACUCUGGCUACACCUACGAUGCCCCCGCCACACCCUUUGGCAAGGGCACACCUCUGAGCAGCUAUGGCGUACCACUGAUACCCGGCUAUGAUCAUCAUCAGCAGGAGUCGCUCCAAGAGCAGGUCCUAGAGCAGGAGCACAAGCUGGAAAGGGAACCAGAGCGUGAGACGCCCAUCUAUGCGCUGGGUCACAAGGGACUGGGACAUUUUAGCUACACGGCCAGCAAGCCGCAGGCUCUGCAUACGGAUGUCCUGGGCGCUGGCAAUGGCGGCGUCACCCAUUCGGAACUGGAGCUAUCGAAGGCACCCUUCAAGCCCAGCGCCUUUCUGGGUGCCAAGCAUGAGAGUAGUGGCUCCUCCGGUCCGGUGACGAACUCUAUUUCCGGUUAUGAUUAUGCCACGCCCACAUCGCCAUACCUGCAGGCUCCCUCGUCGCCGGGCUAUGACUACCAGGCGCCGGCGCAGCUAUAUGGUCCACCUGGACACUCUGGAGACUCGGCCACGCCCAUAUUUGAGCCAGAGGCCACGUAUCUGCCGCCAGCCAGCAGCUAUGGCCCACCGGCCACGUCCUCGCAUGGCUAUCAUUAAAUUAUUGAAUUAGUUUUUUAAGCUCGACAAACCUCUGUAAUUCUGUACUUUUUUCCGAAGUAUCUAUAUAUUUUUUUUA